Messenger RNA from Darwinula stevensoni, 3230 nucleotides. NCBI's taxonomy places the organism in Eukaryota, Metazoa, Arthropoda, Ostracoda, Podocopida, Darwinulidae. The record is from the annotation of a GenBank genome assembly.
AUGAUGACUCAUUUCCUACGAGGCUCUUUAAUAUUCACCUGUCGGCUGGGGAACGGGAAGCGGAUGCUGGGCCCCCCAACCCUCGGAGCCCCCUCGCCUCUCCAGCCGAAGGCGUCCAGGACGAUGGCGACGGUGCCCCCGCUGCCGCCGGCCCCGCCCCUGGGUUCCUCGUCUGGGAGCCUGACUAGUCGGGGGAACGGUCUCCCGUUCCCCACCCCGCCGGCCCACAGCGGCUCCACGUCCAGCUUCGCCGCUGCGCUGAGAAGCCUGGCCAAGCAGGCCGGAGAUCUCCCCGCGCCCAACGAGAAAAUGACCGAGAAGCAUCGCAGUUCUCAUGCAUCGUCAGGGCCGGCGAAAACGAAGCCACUUCUCAUUCCUGCGCACUCAUCGGCGUCGAAUACGCCACCUGUCGUGACCAUUGCCCCUACCCAAGCCUACCCCGGAGAGCCCAAACAGGUAUGUACCCAUCCGUCCCCGAGAGCAAAGAGUGGAAUUCGAACGUCGCGAUAUCGAGUGUCGAUGGCCCGUCCUUUGCAGCUGGUCCCACCGCCCCUGUCGAACGGUGGAGACUACAGCGGCUCGGUGGGAAGUCGCGGGCACGAGGACCCCUUCUAUUCCCUGCCGGGACGGGCGCACCCAAGUGCCGAGGAGCUGCGGAUGGGGUUCUCCACCUUCUCGUCUCUGUAUCCCGUGACCAGCGAACCCGGAUCCACGUCGUCGUCCACGCUUCCCUCGUUCUCGUUGACCGAAUCCAUGUUCUCAGGAGCCAAGAAUCUUCAUUCCUAUCGCCUGGGGGACACCACUCCGACCCCGUCUGUGACCAGCGGGCUCUUUCCCCCGUUCCCCAUCGACCCAGUCGCCUACUCGUCUCUCCCCAUGACCUACCUCAGCCCCCAUAUUUCACCGCACACGUUGAGGCUGGAAGAGCAGCUUUACCUGGAGCGGCUGGGAUUCCUCCGAUCCCAGAUGCUUCCCCCUUCCACCCCGUCGCCCUACCUGUCGAUGACUCCCUUCCUCCAGCCGGAAAUGCUUCUCAACCCUCUCAGCUUCAUGGCGAGAGCGCCUGUGUUGCCGGACAGGAUGAGGCUAGAAGUAGAUCAGGCCCAACAGCAGCAGCAACAAAGGCUCAGGGAGUUGGAUAGAGAGCGUUUGGAGAAGGAGCGAGAAAAAGAGCACCAGGAGAAGGAACGGGACCGCCAAGAACGGGAAAAGCACCGAGAGGAGCGGCGAAUAGAGAAAGAGAGUGAAGCGUCUAGUCAUUACAGAGAGAGAAGCCCGAGCAAUCGAAAAUCUCCUGGAACAAAAGGAGAAAGACCAGGAAGUUCACCAUUGGUUUGGGAUGCGGUGGUGCGGCCGUUUGUCCCCGCCAGGUAUCCGCCUCGCCCACCGACUCCGAGCCCGUCUCAAUGGGGGACAGGUUCCACCAUGGAAUCUCAGUCAAAUCAUAAGGUACCAGUAUCCCAGUGUGGCUCGAGCUCCCGGGUCUCUCCUAGUUCGAAGGGAAGGCACAGUGAGAGCCAGAAUGAAGCUCCUGCCCCCGUGUCUUCCUCUGUGACCACUAGUCAACCUCUGGAAUGUACAAAGUCAACCACUAAGCCUGUUACUUCGCAUUUGGCAGCUCGUCCUCAAUCACAACCCCCACCACCUCCCAUUGUCACCUCAGCAUUGACAAAUGGGAUCACCAGUGGUGAAGACGUUGUGAUACCUUCUAGUGUUUCUGAAGGCUGCAGUCACGAAGGGGAACUGAAUCAGAGGGAUUCUCCUUCCUGUGAGAUGAAAGUUGCAUUUCUUGGGGAACUUGGCCUUGUUCCAAUGUCGGAAUCAGCCAAGAGAGACCUGGAGAGCACAUGGGAAGGAAUCAUUCAGGAAGCCUUAAGGAGGAAAGGUUUCGAAAAGGCAGCUCCCCUGGCUGGUCUACGUAAUGCUGCCGAAAAAUUGGUUCAUCAGGUGAAAGAGCAAGUGUCACAAGUGGAAGCUGGCUACGUAUCUGAAGAAAUGUUGGAGUCCCUCAAUCAGAGCCCCCUUAUGAACAUGAUGGAAUCCAGGCCUAACUUUAGAGAAAGAUGCAGAGUGAGUCCCAAGCGAGAGGUGCCAGAAAACGCUCGGGCAGCCAGCGAUUGCUCCGACCGGUCGAGAUCUUCGACCGAGGAGACGUCCUCAACCGUCUCUCCCUGGCCCGGCCUGGAGGCCAUCACGGAGAGUUAUCGGCGCUAUGCCACUGAUCAAGAAGAGGAAAAGGCAGCUCUACGGCGUGAAGCCAAAGCUCUCAAGAGAACCAGUGAUCUCCUCAAGUGUAAUUUGGACGUUCUUCGGGGUAAAUAUGCAUCCCUCUCCGCGACGAAGGCUGACCUGGAGGUGCAGACCAAGGCUGCCAAGGACAAAGCCACGUCUCUGCAGCUGAUUGCUUGCCAUCUGUCCAAGUAGAGAUCUAUGUGAUUCUGCCCUAGAACUUAAAUAAGUCUUUUCUUCUUAUCAUUCCAUGCUUUCCCUAGAGGAGAGGGAAAGUUUUGAUGAAUGACAAAUGUGCUGUCUAGCUCCCCAGAAAGCUUGCACACAUUUCUAUUUUCACGCUUGGGCUGUCGUGAGGUUAAGUAAGAUACUUCAAGUACCUGUCGUUUUGCUCUCCUUUCCUUGUGAACCUGCAGCCUAAUCUUGUUACAAUUAGGAAGAUCCUGACUGUUCUUCUGUGGCUCAUUUUCAUAAUGAGUCCAUUACUUAUGGAAGCUUCCUUUUUCCAAGCCUAGUAGUGAUUUUUUUAUUGUCUUUGGAACAAAUGAGUGCCAUUCACUCUAGUUGAAACUAGGUCCUUGACUCAUCACUGAUGUCAUGCUCUCUCUUGCUCCCUCUUGUCACAUUGUCAUGCAUUGUGAAUUUCCCUGAGCUGGUAUUGAGGACUACAUGUGAGCAUGGAUGUUUUAAAAGUCACUCCCAUGUGGAACAAGGGUGUCUGAUGGUACUCAGAGUCUGAAAGAGAAGCUGACAUUUCAUGGUGUUCGCAAGACCAUGAGAGAAGCUAACUCGAUCUAUUAUCUUGUCUUUCAUCAUUUUAGGGAGAUGGCAAUUGUUUUGUUUUACAUGGCUGUUUCCCUGUUCAUGACUUCAAACUGCUCUCGUGGCAUCGUGCACAGGGUUACCCUGCUGUGUAGGGAGAUUGCAGUGGUGCUUUAUCCUCAUUUGAUUUUAUGACUUGAGUUUGCAAUGGUGAAGCUGCAAGUCUUUGACUUCUAGCU